AUGUGCGGAUCUAAAGGGAAUCUGGAGGUUCUAAGUUUGGAGAUGUCGUCGAUAGACAUUGCGGUAGGUCAACGAUACGAUAGUAAAGACGAUUUGGAGAGACGACUGAAACUUCUUACAGUGAGGUAUAAAUUUGAUUUUGAUGUAGAAACAUCAACCCCGACAUCAUACGUUGUUAAGUGUUGGGUUGAUGGAUGUCUCUGGAGAUUUCGUGCUUCUACCCAAGGAGAAUCCAAGGCGUUUUAUGUUCGUAUCUACGAUUCGAAGCAUACAUGUUCCUGCACAGAGCGUUCUAAUCGAUCUCGACAAGCAACACCAGAUAUUUUAGGUAUGUUGUACAAGAACUUUCUCGGCGACGUUGGUCCGGCCGUUCGCCCUACGAGCGUCGGGAUAGCUAUCACUAAGCAGUUUGGUAUAAAGAUGGAUUAUCGGAAAUCACACCGGUCGGUGAAAUUUGCAAGGGAAAUCGAUGAGGGAACACCCGAGUGUGGGUUUGAAAGCUUGCCUUCUUACUUAUACAUGAUAAGAAGGGCAAAUCCGAGUACAGUUACCCGUCUUCAAAUCGAUGAGCUUGGAAGAUUCAUGUAUGUGUUUUUUGCCUUUGGUACGAGCGUUAAUGGGUUUCCUUUCAUGCGCAAAGUUGUUGUAGUCGACGGUACGUUUCUCAAUGGUAAAUACAAAGGGACGCUACUCACAGCACUAGCUCAGGACGGUAACUUCCAGAUUUUUCCAAUAGCCUUCGCAGUGGUUGACACAGAAAAUGAUGAUUUGUGGCAUUGGUUUUUUACGCAACUAAAACUUCUGAUUCCUGACGACGAGGGUCUUUCGAUAAUCUCAGACAUGCAUAACUCGAUAAGGAAAGCAAUUAGAAAUGUGUAUCCGUUGGCUGCUCGGGGAAUAUGCACCUACCAUUUAUAUAAGAACAUAUUGGGACGGUACAAAGGAAAAGAAGCAUUCCGUCUGGUGAAGAAAGCGGCGAGAUGUUUUAGGAUGUCUGACUUUACUGCGAUUUUCGAGGAGAUUGAAGCGAUUCAUCCUGCACUCCACGGCUACCUCCAAAGAGCUGAUGUCCGCCUGUGGACGCGUGUUCAUUUCCCGGGCGAGAGAUGGUUUGCUGAACGGAGAGAGGAUGCCAGAUCGCAGCCAACGACGCUUACGCGUGGUGUCGAGAAACUACUACAUGGUCAUGUAACUGCCGCCAGAGAAUUGACUGUCCAAAAGAUUGAUGAUCAUCACACUGAAGUUAAAUAUGGAUCUUCUAGCGAGUCUUUGAAUGUUGUUAAUUUGGUAGAGCGAAAGUGCACAUGUCGGCGUUUCGAACGCGAGAAAUUACCAUGUGUACACGCAAUCGCAGCUGCGGAGUACAACAAUGUUUGUCGUAUAUCCCUGUGCAGUCCUUACUAUAACACUGAAUAUUUGGUGAGAGAAUACGCUGAAUCUAUCAUGCCGGCUGACUCAGCGCUACCUGUUCCAGAAAUCGUGGCAAACCAACCGUGCUUGCCCCCGUAUAUUCGUCAACAACUAGGAAGACCUAAGAAAAAUAGGAUGAAAUCUGCUUUAGAAGUUGCACUUCAAAACAAACGUCCUAGGAAAGAACACACAAGUUCUCGAUGUAGACAUAGUGGCCAUAAUGCGAAAACUUGUCUGAUGUAA
Molecule: messenger RNA, 1653 nt
Organism: Brassica napus (rape)
Lineage: Eukaryota; Viridiplantae; Streptophyta; Magnoliopsida; Brassicales; Brassicaceae
Exons: 4
Coding region: 1-1653 (550 amino acids)
Molecular function (GO): zinc ion binding
Source: RefSeq, a predicted model, not a curated record